AUUUUAUCCAGCCAUAAAUUUUGCCCUUUAAAUGUUUAAAAUAAAAAUUUUAAAGGUAUAAAAACACUUAAGGGUGAAAAAUGCAACAGGCAGCAAUGCAUAAAAUGCAGAGUUUGAAAGGAGAAAAAUUCCGAGAUAUUUCAGAGGCAGAAUCAGGGGAUGAAAGAAACUCGUAUCCAGGAGGGUGCUGAUGGCAAUUUGUGCUCAUCACAUGAACAGAUCAAAGGAUAAGCACAAGCUGGAUGCACGUUGCUUGAAUGUAAAAAUUACAUCAAACAUAGAACUGUCUCCUCUUCCUUUAGGUUGUGACCCAAAAGCCAGCUCUCUAAAUUAAUAUGGCUACUGCCCAAAUCAUGCAUGUCGGCCAGAAGCAUAAAACCUUGAAGGAAACGGCCCUCUUUCCGAGCCGAAUUGCUUCUGAGCAAGAGUCCCUGAUUCUGGUGAAAAGGUUGCUUGCAGUUUCCAUUUCCUGCAUCAGUUACCUCCGAGGUCUCUUCCCGGAAAGCUCUUAUGGAACCUGCUAUUUAGAAGAUAUAUGUUUAAAGAUACUCAGAGAAGAUAAAAGUUGCCAAGGAUCACUUCAGGUAGUAAAAUGGAUCCAGGGAUGUUUUGAUGCUCUGGAAAAGAACUACCUACAUAUGGCAGUUUUGGCAAUCUAUACCAAUCCCAAAGACCCUGAGCGCUUGACAGAAUUUUAUCAGUUCAAAUUCAAAUACUCAAAGAAUGGACCCCAGAUGGACUUUGCUAGUUCUCAAGUCAGCUUUCACAAUGGAACAAAUGGUGAAGAAAUUAAAAAAGCCAGUAUCCUAUUGAUCCGCAAAUUAUAUAUAUUGAUGCAGCAUCUUGGGCCCCUACCCAAUGAUAUUACUUUGACCAUGAAACUGUUCUAUUACAAAGAUGUCACGCCCAUUGAUUACCAGCCCCAUGGCUUCAAGGAAGGCGAAAGCUCAGAUGGUCUUCUUUUUGAUGGUGACCCUGUGAACCUCAAAGUAGGAUCUGUUUCCACUGGAUUCCAUGUGUUGAAAGUGAGGGUCACAACAGAUAGCAAAAGGAUGGGGAUGCUGGAGAACGGUCUAGUGGAAGAGAAUGGUCCCACUGAAAUCUCCCACCAAGGUUUAGACUGUGAUGAUGAUGAAGAAGAAGAAGAGGACAGCACUAAAGUACCAGAACAGAAACAAUCAGAAAGGAUGGAGCUGAAGAGACAGAGACAGAGAAAGAAUGCGGUACUAAGACACCUCACAAAGUCCAAGAAAAACACAUGGCAAAUGGACUUUGCUUCCAGCCAAGAAAACACGAGUGCACCAAAGAAGAAGAAAAAGAAAGUCAGCACAACACUUGAUUUGAUUCUUGCCCCUCAAAAGUUAUGACAGCCUCAGAAGCAAUAGCUAUAGCUGUAAUGCACCUGAACAGUAGUAUCUGACCUGUUACCUACCUGGGGUAAAUUUCUACAGACAGCAUAUAUUUGGGACAAUGGCAACUUUGAGCCCAGUUGGAAUAGGGAAAAAAUGGGGUCCUAUUAGCUCAGCUGCCUUGAAGCUAUAUAAACAUUUUGCCAUUUGUGAAGGCAUCUUUCAUUCUUGUCUUUGUAAUGUCAAUGUAAUGAGAUUGUAUCACCCUGUCAGUUAACAGUUUAUACUAUAUAAAUACAGUUUAUAAUAUAUAAAUACUAAAUACAGCUAAACUAUAGGACGGUACCUUUGUAUCAUCGUGCUUCCCUGGGCACAAAAUGUCCAGAGAUGUUUGUUGUGGAUUAUUUUACAUGGAGGAGAAUACAUUGGAGAUGUGUUUGUGUUCUGUGUGUUCUCCCGUUUUCUCUUUAUUUUUUAAUAAAUACAGAAG
Molecule: messenger RNA, 1839 nt
Organism: Pseudonaja textilis
Lineage: Eukaryota; Metazoa; Chordata; Lepidosauria; Squamata; Elapidae
Source: RefSeq, a predicted model, not a curated record